Molecule: messenger RNA, 1206 nt
Organism: Pomacea canaliculata
Lineage: Eukaryota; Metazoa; Mollusca; Gastropoda; Architaenioglossa; Ampullariidae
Product: elongation of very long chain fatty acids protein 4-like
Exons: 8
Coding region: 1-927 (308 amino acids)
Biological process (GO): fatty acid elongation, monounsaturated fatty acid; very long-chain fatty acid biosynthetic process; fatty acid elongation, saturated fatty acid
Cellular component (GO): endoplasmic reticulum membrane
Molecular function (GO): fatty acid elongase activity
Source: RefSeq, a predicted model, not a curated record
AUGUCUUACAAUCUUCAACACUGUGUCCUGUGUCAGUGGUCAAGAUUUAUAACCCAUCGCCCAGCCCAGGGCAUUGGCCAGUGUCGGGAAGUGCAGUUCAGUCGACUACAAGUCGCGGGCUUUGCCAGUCCUGUCAUGACACUUCCAGCCAUGAACGCGGAGAAGGAGUGGUAUAUCUUGCCAAAGGGAGACCCCCAUGCGAGUGACUUCCCUUUAAUGGGGGGAGGUGAGAGCAUGGCCGCUGUCGUCGUCCUCUACCUGCUGACCGCCACACAGGGCCCGCGGCUGAUGUCCAUGUGCAAACCUUUUCAGCUCAACCUGCUGCUGAUCGUCUACAACUUCUUCAUGGUUGUCUUGUCAGUCUACAUGUUUACAGUGGGUGCCUACCUGACCAUUGCCACUGACCACAGCUUCGUCUGCACCACGGUGGAGGAGGCCCACAGCAAAGGACACUCGGCUUUGAUUUAUCACGGAGCAUGGUUGUUUGUGUUUUCGAAAUUACUGGAAAUGGCCGACACAGUGUUCUUCAUCCUGAGGAAGAAGUUUAAUCAAGUGACAUUUCUGCACGUGUAUCACCAUUCAAGCAUGUUUGUCUUCUCCUGGGUCGUUUUCAAGUAUGUGCCCGGCGGGCAGUUUCUCGUCUACCCUUUGUUCAACUCGUUCGUCCAUAUCAUCAUGUACACUUACUACGCACUGGCCGCCAUGGGACCGAGUGUCCAGAAGUACCUCUGGUGGAAGCGCUACCUCACAAUGUUGGAGAUCGCCCAGUUUGUGAUUCUGUUGGCCUUCACACUCGUCAACAUCGUGGCUGAGUGCGACUUCCCUAAAGGCUUCUCCUACGCAGCUUUGGUGUACGGCUUGACCUAUCUGCUGCUCUUCAUCAACUUCUACCGCAGGUCCUUCUCCAGCAAGGACAAGGGCCAGUGAGACACAGGACACAUUGAGAAACCAGCAUCUGGAGAAGUUGUUUUGCUGGGUAAAAGAAGGUAGCCGUGCAGCUGUCCGGUGAUUUCUUCCCACCCCGACAUCUCUCAUCUUUAUCUAAACACCUUUUAGACAACUGAGGCUUUUUUGUGUAAUGUCAGAAGUCUUUCCAUAGUCUGUUGGUUCCUUUCAUUGUCAGGACACGUACAGAAACAUUUAGUGACUAAUGAUUUAGUGAUCAGACCACACUACGAAUUUUUUCGAUAAUUAAACUCACACAUA